Molecule: messenger RNA, 5150 nt
Organism: Lytechinus variegatus (green sea urchin)
Lineage: Eukaryota; Metazoa; Echinodermata; Echinoidea; Temnopleuroida; Toxopneustidae
Product: NFX1-type zinc finger-containing protein 1-like
Exons: 3
Coding region: 39-5150 (1703 amino acids)
Biological process (GO): regulatory ncRNA-mediated heterochromatin formation
Cellular component (GO): nuclear RNA-directed RNA polymerase complex; nucleus
Molecular function (GO): zinc ion binding; helicase activity
Source: RefSeq, a predicted model, not a curated record
UUGAGGAUAUUGAGAAGGAGAUUGAGAGACAAAGACAGAUGGACCGCGUUUCUAAAAACCCACCCCCAGAUGAUUUCCGCUAUUUGGAGAUUCUCCCUAAGGUAGAGGAAAUCCAAACUGGAUACCAGCCGUUUCUUCGUCCUCAUUUGACAAGAGGGGUGUAUAUUGAUGCACACCACUACCUAGAUGUUCAGUUCAGACUCCUCAAAGAAGACUUUAUCUAUCCCCUGCGCAACGGGAUAUCAGAGUACGUAACUUUCAAGAAGAAUAACCCAAGUGGAAGGGCCAGGCCUCAGGAUAUACGAAUCUACGAGGAAGUUUACUACACACACUCUAACCAUGAUAACUUUGGAAUUUCACAUUACUUGUCUUUCAAAAACUUACCCCAUGUUAACUGGAAUUCAUCAAAGCGACUCAUGUAUGGAUCAUUGCUCAUGCUCUCCACGGAUGACUUCAAAUCGUUCAUAUUUGCUACAGUCGCACAGAGAGACAUUGAAGGUCUGGAGGAGGGACGGGUAGCUGUAUCAUUGGUAGACCGAGAGAAUGCAUCUUGUUUACUGAAUAAGAUGUUAGUGGUGGCAGAGUCAUCUAUCUUCUUUGAAGCGUAUCGCCCAGUUCUCCUUGGUCUCCAACGAAUCUCUACAUCGUGUUUGCCAUUUUCAAGAUACAUUUUGAAUCUGUCAUCUGAGGUCAUGCCACCUAAGUAUCUUGAAGAAGAUUCGAUUGCUCCAGCUGCUGCUGCUGAUGCUGAUGAUGAAUCACCCAUCGAUCCUGGUGUAAUCGAUAUCUCCCCGCUCUUGAAACAGACACGAAAAUGCUCAGUUAGAGUGCUUGACAAUAGUGCUUGGCCCGAUAUUGAAGAAGUACAGUUGGACCAAUCACAAUAUGAGGCUGUUAAGACAGCUCUUACAAAAGAAGUCUCCAUCAUACAGGGUCCACCGGGGACUGGGAAGACAUACAUUGGCUUAAAGAUCGUAAGGACCCUCCUUCUAAACAGAUGCAUCUGGUCAAGUGAAGAAAAUCCUCGACCAAUAUUACUUGUGUGCUUCACAAACCAUGCAUUGGAUCAGUUUCUGGAGGGGAUCAUAAAAUUUCAAAGGACUGGAAUCGUGAGAGUUGGAAGCCGCAGUAAGAGUCAACAGUUGGAGGACUUUAACCUUUCUCGUCUUGUUCGUACGCGAAGGGGUGCAAAUAAUGAAGAUUACGUUCAGCAACGAGUACUAAACAUCAAGACAGAACUUGAUGGUAUGAAGAAGCGCAUCGCACGGACACAAGCAAGGAUAGAUAGUGCCCAAUUCGGGAUCAUUAACGAGCACGAGUUGGGACCUUUUAUGUCGCAGCAACACUAUGAAAGCCUCAUGCGUCAUGCCGAUCUUAAAAGGUUACCUUCUUGGCUCGUAAAGUGGCUUCUCUGUGAAUCUCAGCAAGACAGAGAUUGGAACCAGCAAAAACUGGAAGAUUACCAACAGGAAAAAGAAAAAGAGAAAGUUACGAAGCAGGAUUCUGUCAACAAUGGAACAACAGUCGAGGUAGAAUAUGAACGAAAUGCUAUUGAAUUUGACAGAAUGAUUGAUGACGGCUCUGACGAAGAGGGCGAAUCCAGUGAUGAAACUUCCGAAGAAGAUGAGUACGAAGACAACUCUCUCUUGGGACUCGACUUGAAUAAUCUGAUAAAAGAGGACGAGUAUGACUUAAGGUGUUACAUCGAGAAGAAACUCUCCGUUAAAGAUGUCAUCGAACUCCAUGAACUUCAGUCAAUUAUGUCAAAGGAUGUUUGGACUUUGCAUCCAAAUGAUCGAUGGGCUCUCUACCAUAUAUGGGUGAAAAACUACCUUGAAGAUAUGAACACGAGAUUAUCGGAUUUUGAAACGGGAUUCAAGCAACUUUGUGUUCAGCUAGAUGAGGCAAAAGACAUCGAUAAAUACCAUGCCCUUCGGGAGGCAACUCUAAUAGGCAUGACUACAACUGGAGCAGCAAAACAUCAGCAAGUUUUACAAAGAGUCCGUCCAAAGAUCGUAAUAGUAGAAGAAGCAGCUGAGGUACUUGAAGGACACAUCAUAACGUCAUUGAAUGCAUCAUGCCAGCAGCUUAUUCUUAUUGGAGAUCAUCAACAACUUCGGCCGAAACCAAACGUGUUCCUCUUGGCAAAGAAGUAUCAUCUGGAUGUUUCAUUGUUUGAGAGAUUGAUCAACAAUGGGUUUCCUUAUUCUCAGCUGGAGAUCCAGCAUAGGAUGCGUAUGGAGAUGUCGGAACUCAUGAAAAGAAACUUCUACAACAACCUUCAAGAUCAUGAAACUGUGAAGACGUACGAAAGUGUGAAAGGAGUACAGAAGAAAGUCUUCUUUCUCGACCACGCAGAACCAGAAGAUGAAAUGGAAGAUACCCAGAGUCACUACAAUCUCCAUGAAGCCAGAUUCAUAGUAGAAUUGUGUUGCUACUUUCUGAGGCAGGGGUAUCAGCCCGGUCAGAUUACAAUUCUAACUCCUUACACAGGUCAGCUGCUGAAAAUCAAGCAAAUGAUGAAUGAUCCCCUAUGUGCAGGAGUACAUGUCACCACGGUAGACAACUAUCAGGGAGAAGAAAACGAUAUCAUUCUUCUGUCAUAUGUAAGGAGCAAUAACCAUGGAAACAUAGGAUUCUUGGGUAUUUCAAAUCGUGUGUGUGUCUCCUUGUCAAGAGCAAAGGUGGGGCUCUUUUGUAUUGGAAACUUUACACUCUACGCAGAAAAGAGUGAACUAUGGAAGGGGAUCGUAACUGAUCUGGAAUCAUGGGGCUCUAUUGGUGAUUCUCUGAUACUGAAAUGCACCAAUCACCCUGACGUGACAACACAGGUGAAAACUGAUGGUGACUUCAAGAAAGUACCUGAAGGGGGAUGUAACAGAGACUGUGAAGCUAGAUUGAGAUGCGGACAUGUUUGCCGUAUGAAAUGUCACCCGACUGAUAGAAACCACCUCAAAUACAAAUGCAAAGCUCCUUGCUCCAACGUAAUAUGUAAGAGAAGUCAUGAAUGUCCAAGACUCUGCUCAGAUCCUUGUCCUCUCUCCUGUUCAGUCAUGAUACAGAAAGAACUGCCCUGUCACCAUGAAUGCACAACAGAAUGCGAUACAGAUAUUCAGUCAAUCGAUUGUCAAGUAAGGGUUGAGAAAACCCUGAGCUGUUCACACGUCCGUAAUCUUCCAUGCCACGCAUCAACUGAUGGACUUGAGAGGGAAUGUAAGGAAAUUACCAUCAAGGAACUUCAAUGUGGUCAUAGAAAGACAGAGGAGUGCAGUGGAACCGGCAGGUGUGAUGAAAUAGUCAAGAGAGUUUUGAAAUGCGGCCACAUCUGUGAAGCAAAGUGCCAUACAGACCUGCAGAGCAUCAUUUGCAAGGAAAAGGUUGAGAAAACCCUGUCUUGUUUUCAUACACACACGCUUCUCUGUUCUACAAAUACUGAUAGCAUCAGGUGUACUGAAAUUACCCGAAAAAUGCUUCCAUGUGGACAUGAAAUCAUCGAUGAAUGCAGCAGUAACGUCAAAUGUUCAAAGAUAGUAAAGAAGAAACUGCAUUGUGGUCACAAAUUUUACAUAAUGUGUUCGACUGAUGUUGAAACAGUUAAGUGCAAAGAAAUGUGUGAAAAGGAGCUUCCAUGUGGCCACAAUUGCAAAGAAAUGUGUGCGAAACCUUGUACAAAGAACUGCCACGAACUUAUCGCCAGACAUGACUGGCCUUGUGGUCAUAAGGUAAUCGUGAAAUGCUGCGAUGAAAGUGAUGCAUGUUACGUCCCUUGUGGUGGGUUACUGGAAUGUGGACACCCGUGCAAAGGAACAUGUGGAGGUUGCUCACAGGGCCUUUACCAUCUUCCCUGCAACGAGAAAUGCAAAAAGAAACUGGUUUGCGGCCACGAAUGUAACCUCAAGUGUGGUGCACCAUGCCUUUCUUGUAAGAAAAAAUGCAGUCGGCGUUGUCGCCACUUGCAGUGUAAUCGUCUGUGCAGUGACCCUUGUGAGGGUAUUGACGAAUGCAUGAAUCGUUGUAAGUGGAGAUGUGACCACUACGAGUGCAAGAAACUGUGCUUCGAGUUUUGUGACAGACCCCCUUGCGAUGAGCCCUGCCCGAAGCCUCGAAAAUGUGGUCACCCCUGCAUCGGUCUUUGUGGUGAGAUCUGCCCUAAUAAAUGCCGCAUCUGUGACGAAGAGGACGAGCAGCUUCGCUUCUUUGGAACGGAAGACAUCCAGACAGCAAGAUACAUUCAGCUAGAAGAUUGUGGACAUUACUUCGAGGUUAAAGCGAUGGACAAUUUCCUUGGACUCGACAAUAAGAACGACGAUGAAGAGACCUUCACUAAAUUGUCGGUAAAAGCAUGCCCAAGUUGCGAAAAGCCCAUUCAACUGAGUCGUCGCUAUGGUAACCUCCUUAAAAAGUCUUCAAAAAUUAAGCCUAUGAUCGUGGAAAAACUUAAACAUGCUUCCGAUGAGGACAAAUACUUCCUUAGUCAAGUCACCUUGGCAAUCAAGUCAGCAAGAGAAACCAUUCAAUCAAUGUCACCCUCCAAACCCACGUCAAAGUCCAUGUUCAGACAUGUCAGAAGGGUACCGCUUCCGGGUGCAAAGACGAUGGUUAACAAACUUUAUCUUGACAAGCUUCGUGAACUAUUAAAGAUAUCGACAGACAAACUGGCCGAUAGUUGUACGAAGUUAUCACAGCAUGAACCCCUAGACCAGCGGGCUGGAGAUAUCUGCAAUGAGACGAAUCGGAUCAAGAUCAUGUGCAACUUGACCAAAGUAUUGAAGACAUUACCGAGCGAUAAACCAAUCGGCGUACCCAGACUUUUAUCUGAACUUGAGACAGGAAGGAGUAUGACCAAGGUUAAUUCCUUACUCGACUUCAUCUCCAAGAAAAAUGACAUCAGUCUUACCAGUAUCAAACCACCGGCUCUCGAACGCAACCCGGCUCUCGAACGCAACCCGCCUCUCUCCUUAGAUGUUUCCAUGUGGUCAACAUGCCCGGAAGGACAUCCUCUCCCGGACCGUCAACUGGAUACGAUGAACAAAUGUAUAGACUGCAUCAGGGAAACGCGGACAGAGACCCGUGCAGUUUUUCCAGGGGAGAAUCUAGUUGUUCAGCAUGGCCAGCUGCGGAAUAGGAGACGAAGACGAAGACAUACAUGA